UGCUGACAGCGUUCCCCAACCCUUCCCGACAACUGGUCGUUCAGUACGAUCGUCACUAGUUACCACUCCCAGAAAGUCAGAAACCCCUCUUAUUUCAAAAAUGUAUCUUCCUAUAAUGUGAUUUUAACCUGAACUCUAACCCUAAAUUAAGAAGUAAAAGCAAUUGUAUUUAUUUAUGAAUUGUUUCGCUAUAGUCACAUGUUCCGUUCAAUUGAACGUUCCAAACGUAAAAACGUACUGAACGCAGCCCAGGCAGCGGUGUGUUCAGAGCUGAUGGCGGUGGUGGCGGGUAGCGGACCGCAGAACUGGCCGGUGGAGAGGAGGGGAUAACGUGGCUUUUUUUAGUCCACAAGUUGUGAGAUCGAAAAUUAACUUCGACAAGGCUUGACCAGAUUACAUUCACUAAAUGAUUUGAAACUCUCCGGCUUUGAUUUCUUUAUCAAGCGGGUAGCUACGGUAGUGUAGGCCUCAAGCCUCGGAUAAAGUUGUCGUCUGAUCCUGGGAUUGGGAAUCCAAGAAAGAUCUCUCACGCCAGUCCCAUCUCGGACAAUUGGGAAUCCCUGUUCGGAAACUAUUUGGGAUCCAUGCUUUGAAGAACUAGCUAGUGGCAUAUGAGUGGAGUAGUUUUUUUCUUUAAAUGAUUGUUUAAACGGCAGCUCCGGAGGCGUUGCUGCAUAUUGGCAAAGUUAUUAAAGGGACGAGCUAACUAGUUAAUCUAUCCUACAGACAAUGUUCCAUUGCUGCUAGCUGAUUUCGCAAAGGAAUGCCGAAUGGAUGAAUGGGCAACCGCUUGUAUAAUGCUCGGAUUUAAACAGCUGCUUGAUGAUGACCUCAGUGUUACAAACAAUUCGUUUUGUUAGUUAACAACCCUGUAAAUAAAAGAGCAUAGAGCACUCGAACAAACGUCGAUUUUUAUUUUGCUGUGCAGGCAGCAAUCUGAUUCAUGGUGCGGACGGAUCACACACUCAGAUGGCCAGGGUUGCAAUUUAUUGACAUUACUGGUCAACAAUUUAGUUGACCAUUUACGUGUUUCUCUCAUCUCUGUUUUAAUUACAGACGUGUUUUUUUUAAAUCCUAGGACUUGUAGCUGAAUCAUAGGCUUAUGUAAUGUAUGUAUGCAGCAGUAAAGCUAAAUAUAUGGCAGCCUUGAUUUGAAGGAACUUUGCACUACUUAAAUAGUGUUGAGGUUAUCCCAGGUUUGGAAUGGGGAAUACGGUUUCAUGCUGCGUGUCGCCCGAGGAGAGCCCAAAGCUACCAAGGCAACCGGUGGACCGCAACGAAGACUAUCAAAUAAUUACGGACGUGAGUGACGACACCGGCCCGUACCUGCAGCACAUCAGCGACAGAGAAGUCCCUGACGAACUGGCCCAGGAGUCCAACCCAUCAGACCAUGCCCGAGCCAGCACCAUCUUCCUCUGCAAGUCCCAGACAGACAGCGAAUUGCGAGACAAGAGGAAAAGCAAUCACAUUAACCAUGUUAGUCAUACCUCUCCUCUCUCUAAGAAGUACAGUUCCUGUUCCACCAUCUUUAUAGAUGACAGCACGGUCAGCCAGCCCAACUUGAAAAGCACAAUUAAAUGUGUUACAUUAGCAAUAUACUACCACAUUAAAAACAGGGACUCAGACAGGUCACUGGACAUUUUUGAUGAGAAGAUGCACCCCUUAUCGAGAGAGCAGGUCCCUGACAACUACUCUGUUAUGGACCCUGAGCACAAACUCAUCUACCGCUUUGUCAGAACUCUGUUCAGCGCUGCACAGCUCACUGCAGAGUGUGCCAUCGUCACCUUGGUGUACCUGGAGCGUCUGCUGACCUACGCUGAGAUAGACAUCUGUCCCUGCAACUGGAAGCGUAUCGUACUGGGAGCCAUCCUGCUGGCGUCCAAGGUGUGGGACGACCAGGCCGUGUGGAACGUAGACUACUGCCAGAUCCUCAAAGACAUCACCGUGGAGGACAUGAACGAGAUGGAGCGUCACUUCCUGGAACUUCUGCAGUUCAACAUCAACGUCCCGGCCAGUGUUUAUGCUAAGUACUACUUUGACCUGCGAUCUCUGGCCGAGGACAACAACCUCCUCUUUCCCCUCGAGCCACUCAGCAACGACAGGGCACAGAAACUGGAGGCCAUCUCCAGACUGUGUGAAGACAAGUACAAGGACCUGAGCCGAGCGGCCAUGAGGAGGUCCUUCAGCGCUGACAACCUGGUGGGCAUCCGCCGUUCCAACGCUGUGCUCUCAUAGGCCAGCCACACUUCAGCGCUGUGCUCUCAUAGGCCAGCCACACUUCAACGCUGUGCUCUCAUAGGCCAGCCACACUUCAGCGCUGUGCUCUCAUAGGCCAGCCACACUUCAGCGCUGUGCUCUCAUAGGCCAGCCACACUUCAACGCUGUGCUCUCAUAGGCCAGCCACACUUCAACGUUGUGCUCUCAUAGGCCAGCCACACUUCAACGCUGUGCUCUCAUAGGCCAGCCACACUUCAACGCUGUGCUCUCAUAGGCCAGCCACACUUCAGCGUUGUGCUCUCAUAGGCCAGCCACACUUCAGCGUUGUGCUCUCAUAGGCCAGCCACACUUCAGCGUUGUGCUCUCAUAGGACAGCCACACUUCAGCGUUGUGCUCUCAUAGGCCAGCCACACUUCAACGCUGUGCUCUCAUAGGCCAGCCACACUUCAGCGUUGUGCUCUCAUUAGUCAGCGACAAAUCUGUCACUCCAACGCUGUGCUCUCAUAGGCCAGCCACACUUCAGCGUUGUGCUCUCAUUAGUCAGCGACAAAUCUGUCACUCCAACACUGCUCUCUCAUAGGACAGCCACACUCCAACAUUGUGCUCUCACUGGACAGACACAAUGGUGGAGUUAAUUUCGCAUGGCCCUGUGUCCCGGGUGGGGGAAGUUUGCUCAUUUUAGACUUCCAUUGGUCCUUAAGUGAAAAGUCCACCCGCCUGGAGCACUGAGCCAUGCAAAAUUAACUCCACCAAUAUCUGACCUCUACAGCCCAACCAACACCCCAGGAUACCCGCCACACACCCAGCCCCUCAGAGACUGGUUGAGGCAGCACCAUAGGCCCUGCCUGUCCCAUCCCAGACCCUCUGAGAGACUGGUUGAGGCAGCACCAUAGGCCCUGCCUGUCCCAUCCCAGACCCUAAGCGCAAAAUAACUUCUUCACUACAUAGAAAGAAGGGGAAAAAUACUUUUUUUUUUUUUUGGUGCUUACUAUGUAGGCUACUAGCUGUGAAAUGUACCUGUUUUUAAAUGGAAAAUAAUUUGGAGAUGGAGUAUUUUAAAUAAACACUUAACAUGUAACAAA
Messenger RNA from Oncorhynchus keta (chum salmon), 3299 nucleotides. RefSeq names its product cyclin Y-like 1 (gene ccnyl1). The record is from RefSeq and is a predicted model, not a curated record. NCBI's taxonomy places the organism in Eukaryota, Metazoa, Chordata, Actinopteri, Salmoniformes, Salmonidae. Gene Ontology annotation, molecular function: protein kinase binding; cyclin-dependent protein serine/threonine kinase activator activity. The transcript has 10 exons. Gene Ontology annotation, cellular component: plasma membrane. Gene Ontology annotation, biological process: regulation of canonical Wnt signaling pathway; regulation of cyclin-dependent protein serine/threonine kinase activity. The coding region runs from base 1204 to 2235 and encodes 343 amino acids.